AUGCUAAUCCAGAUGCUGCCCCGUCAAAAAGCCCAUGGAUGGAGCCAUGAAAUUGAAGUGCUGGUUACAGUUUAUUGGCUUGCCUGUGGAGCGUCCUACAGGGUCACUUCAGAUACCUUCAGCAUGCCACUUGCAACAGUCUGUAGGACUGUUCACAAUGUUGUGGAGGAGAUGAUGACCAUCCUCCACAAAGUUAUUCACUUUCCAAAGGCAGAAGAGAUGGAGGAGGUGGGGGCCAGCUUUGCUCGCCUUGCUGGUGCCAUCGACGGGUGCCACGUCAGGAUUCUUCCUCCUGCAGAGCCACAAAAAAAGUGUUAUAUAAAUAGAAAGCUUUUUCCUUCCAUCAUUCUUCAGGGCACCUGUGAUGCCAAGGGUGCAUUUAUAGAUGUGUACAUUGGCAAUCCAGGAUCUGUACAUGAUGCCCUUGUCCUGCGCAGAUCACCCAUGUAUCAGCAGGCUCUGUAUCCACCAGCUGGACACUGUCUCUUAGGAGACGGUGGAUACCCAUGCCUGCAGCAUCCCAUUGCAAUUAUGACCCCGUACCGCCAGCCUGUCGCAGGCCAGGUUGAAGCCCGAUACAACAGGCAUCACGCUCUGGCUAGAAACAUCAUUGAGCGCACCUUCGGGAUGUUAAAGACACGCUGGCGUGCCAUUUUCCUGAGAGCCUUGGAGAUCAGGCCACUGUUUGCCCCAAAGGUGAUUGCUGCCUGCUGCAUCCUCCACAACAUUUGCAUGAUAGGAGGUGAUCUCCUGGAGGAGGAAAGCCAUGGACAAGACGGCAGCGAGGAUGAUGCGGAGAACGAACCAGUGGAUGAAAGGGACCUAUCAGGGAACCAUCUCCGAGGACAUCUUGCAGCUCAGCUAUCUUCUCCUGAGGGACUGCCUGCGUGUCUGAAUGAACAUGACUACAUAUAG
Labeo rohita (rohu) is the source of this 915-nucleotide messenger RNA. RefSeq names its product putative nuclease HARBI1. NCBI's taxonomy places the organism in Eukaryota, Metazoa, Chordata, Actinopteri, Cypriniformes, Cyprinidae. The record is from RefSeq and is a predicted model, not a curated record. The coding region runs from base 1 to 915 and encodes 304 amino acids. The transcript is spliced from 2 exons.